Molecule: messenger RNA, 2871 nt
Organism: Gymnodraco acuticeps
Lineage: Eukaryota; Metazoa; Chordata; Actinopteri; Perciformes; Bathydraconidae
Product: ADP-ribosylation factor-binding protein GGA1-like
Exons: 17
Coding region: 123-2027 (634 amino acids)
Biological process (GO): intracellular protein transport; vesicle-mediated transport
Cellular component (GO): trans-Golgi network
Molecular function (GO): small GTPase binding; phosphatidylinositol binding; ubiquitin binding
Source: RefSeq, a predicted model, not a curated record
AGACCAACGCAGCACAUAAAUCUCGCAGUGAUGGCUGCGCCGCCCGACACGGAGAGUUUGGAGUCUCGUAUCAACAGAGCCACCAAACCCUCUGAACAGAGACACCGACUGGAGCAGCAUCCAUGCCUUCUGUGACCAGCUCAAACAAUGACCUGGAGGGACCCCAGCUGGCCACCAGACUGCUGGCUCAUAAGAUCCAGUCUCCUCAGGAGUGGGAGGCCAUGCAGGCGCUGCUGGUUCUGGAGAACUGUAUGAAGGACUGUGGGAAAAGGUUUCACAGUGAAGUGGGCAAAUUCCGUUUCCUCAAUGAACUCAUCAAAGUAGUUUCUCCAAAGUACCUGGGCUCGCGGUCACCUGAGCCGGUAAAAAAUAAGGUUCUGGAGUUGAUCUUCAGCUGGACUCUGGGUUUACCUGAUGAGGCCAAGAUCACAGACGCUUAUCAGAUGCUGAAGAAACAAGGUAUUAUUAAACAAGACCCCGAGCUGCCGCCUGACAAACUCCUGAACCUUCCUCCUCCCAGACCCAAGAAUGCGAUUUUUGAGGACGAGGAGAAGUCAAAAAUGCUGUCUCGCCUGUUGAACAGCUCGCACCCCGAUGACCUAAAAGCUGCCAACAAACUCAUCAAGGAAAUGGUCCAAGAGGAUCAGAAGCGAGCGGAGAAGGUUUCGAAGCGCGUGAACGCCAUCCAGGAGGUGAACGAGAGCGUCUCUCUGCUGACUCAGCUCCUGCAGGACCACGAGCCCACCGCCGACAAUCAGAGCAACGCAGAGCUGCUGCAGGACCUGUACCAGCGCUGUGAGAAAAUGAGACCUACACUGUUCAGACUGGCGAGCGACACAGAGGACAACGACGAGGCUCUGGCUGAGAUCCUGCAGGCCAACGACACCCUGACUCAGGUCAUCAACCAGUACAAGCAGCAGGUGAAGGGGGAGAUCGUCAACGGCAACAACACGUUAAACACACACAAGCAAACAGGAGGGACGGCCCUGCUGGAUCUGUCGGGGUUGGACACAUCGCCUCAGUCGCCGCCAUCUUUCCCAGAGUUCCCCACUCCCACAGACAACGCCCCCUCGCAGGAGAUGGGGAUCAGUCUCCUGGACGACGAGCUCAUGUCACUCGGUCUAAGUGAAGGAACACACACCUCCAACCCCCCCUCACAACCUGAAGACUCCACAGCCUGGGACUCCUUCCAGUCCUCUGACAGUAUAGACGCAGACAUCCCAGCAGCCCCGAGCCUCCUCCUGACUCCGGACCCCCCCUCCCUCUCUCUCCCCCUCUCCUCCCUCUCUUUCCCCCUCUCCUCCGGCUCCACCCCCGGUAACUCCGCCCUGGACGAGCUGGACCUGCUGGGGAAGACGCUGAUGCAGCAGUCCCUGCCUCCAGAGGACCAGCAGGUCAAAUGGGACAAGCAGCUGUGCAAACCCACUCUGAGAGAUCUGCAGAGCAAGUCUGGGUGCACCAUCACCCCCAUCCCCAUCCCCACCUUCGUAUCCGACGCCCCCGCUCCCCUCCUCAGCUCUCAGCCCAGCCUCGCAGCCUCGUUGCUGGAAAUGUCCCCGACUCACACCGAGGCUCCUGCAGCAGAAGUCUCACUGACGGAUGUUUUUGUACCGCUAGAAUCCAUUAAGCCCAGCAGUCUGUUACCGGUGACGGUGUUUGACGGACACAGUCUGCGGGUUCUCUUCCACUUCGCUCGGGACUCGCCCCCCUCCCGCCCCGACGUGCUGGUGGUGAUCAUCUCCAUGCUGUCCUCCGCCCCGCUCCCCGUCUCCAACAUUAACUUCCAGACUGCGGCUCCAAAGUGCAUGGCGGUGAAGCUGCAGCCUCCGUCAGGAACAGAGCUCCCGGCUUUCAACCCCGUCCUCCCUCCUGCUGCCGUCACACAGAUCCUGCUGCUGGCCAACCCAAACAAGGACAAAGUGCAGCUGCAGUACACCCUGACCUUCACCAUGGGGGGGCAGCAGCAGCACAGUGAGGCCGGCGCUGUAGAACAGUUUCCUCCUGCAGAGACGUGGGGGAGCCUAUAGCACUCAGACUCAAACACCACCUGACAGACUUUCAGACUCCGCCUCCUUCCAACUCUUCAUACGCUCCUUUGCUAAAAACACUCUUUGAUUAUCUUCCUCACGCUCAGUCAGUGCAGCGUGUGUUUGCUUUGCUCUGUGUCUAGUCUGCUGUGCUUUAAAACAAAGUCCUGCAGUCUUGUCUCAUUUCUUUCUUUAAAGACGGUGCUACGAAGGAUGAAGAAAACAUCAAACUUGUGCACUUGUGUUUUCCACUAAGUCAGUUUAAAUCACCUCUGCAUGUAACAUCCAGCACACCAAGAGAGAGAGACGCAGCUCAUCUUAGUUUGCGACAUGUACUUUGUGAAGUGUGUGUUUUGUGAGGAUUAUUACUUUGACUGAGUACUCUUUGAUUUGCACAGAAUGAUUUUUGAUUGUACCGUUUCCUGUCUUUUCUUUAACGAUCAUUUACUGUCUGCCAUUCGUGCCUAUUUUUUCCUUCUAACAUUUUAACUUUUAUUGCGUUUAGUUUCUCAUCAGAUCCAUAUAACCUUAAAUUCUUAAUAUAUUCCAAAACAAAUUUUAGUAGUUGCAUUUAAUAGUUUCUUUAGCUUGUAAUUUAAGCAUUUAUUAUUUCAGCAUUUAUCUAGUGAAGAUCAUUGAAGGUGAGAUGAUGUUUCUACAGACUGUGAUGCAUGAACUCUUCCUCUUCCUCCUCAUCACAUUCCUCCGCACUCCUCAUAAUACGACCGCUCUGUAAAUACCAAAGAUGGCGGUCCUGUUCUGUACAUUUGACUCGUGCAAAGAGCAUAACACUGGUAAAUAUUCAAAAUGGGUAAUAAAGUUUUUUUUCUUGGUGACCUGAAAA